AACUCAUCCAUCAAUCGGUUCCACAUCUGGAGAAGACUAACGGAACUAUUAUUGAUAUUUCAAGUAUCGCCGCAAUUGCACCGAUGAAAUCAUUGGCCUAUGCAUCGGCCAAAGCAGGUAUGGAUAUGUUGACCAAAAUAUUAGCACUGGAAUUGGGGCCCAAAGGUAUUCGUGUCAACACUAUUAAUCCGGGUGUAACUCACGUGAGAGACCCAAUACAACCCUUUGAAGAGUAUGCGCCAAAAGUGACGCCAUUGAGACGCAAUGGUCAACCCCUAGACAUCGCCCGUGCGGUCGCAUUCCUGGCCUCCACUGACGCACACUUUAUUACCGGCGCUAAUCUGGUGGUCGACGGCGGACUUGUAUACAACGCCGGUUAUAAUCUU
Medioppia subpectinata is the source of this 386-nucleotide messenger RNA. Lineage: Eukaryota; Metazoa; Arthropoda; Arachnida; Sarcoptiformes; Oppiidae. The record is from the annotation of a GenBank genome assembly.